Messenger RNA from Adineta steineri, 1134 nucleotides. The record is from the annotation of a GenBank genome assembly. Lineage: Eukaryota; Metazoa; Rotifera; Eurotatoria; Adinetida; Adinetidae.
AUGUUUGUUUCAACAUUACCGUAUCGUGUUGAACUUGAUCCCAAUUGGUCAUUUGAUGAAGCAGUUAAAAAUGUACGAGAAAAAUGUUUAUCAAUUCUUGAACAUUCUCAUUAUCCAUUACAACAUAUUCUUGCUGAUAAUCGAUUAACUCAAUCGAAUGUAUCAUUUCUUCAGACAAUGUUUGAUUUUAUUAAUGUGUCGAAAGAUGUCGAACAUUUAUGUUUGAAUGACGCAAAUUUAGAACAAAUAUCACUAGAACAAUCACUUGAAAUGUCUAAAUUUGACUUCUCAUUGAUAUUUGAAUACAAUCCAUCAUCCGAUAUCAAGAGAUUAUCAUGUCAGUUUGUUUGUUCGCGUGAUCUGUUUGAACACUCAGCUAUUUCAAAAAUAGCUCAAAGAUUUCAGUAUAUGUUUGAAAAACUGUUUCAAACGCAACCGAGCAACAUUCCUGUGAUGAAUGUGAGUUCAUCGAUUAACAGAGUCUCUCUUAUACUUCCUGAAGAAGCUGAAGAAAUUGAUUUGGUCGUAUUUCAUCGAUUGGAAAAUAUUGUGAAUGAAGCGCCAGCAUCAUUUGCACAAGAUCGUCUUUGUCUUAAUGAACGUAUUCAUUUCCUUUCGAACAAAACAGACGUAGCAAUUUACAAUAUGCCUUUUGUUUAUCGCCUCCACUCACAUCAUACUUUAUCAGUACAACACCUUCGUCAUGCUCUUCAGUUAAUCGUCACAAAACAUCAAUCUCUUCGAACAUCACUCACAUUUGAUACAGAGAGCAAUCGACUCAUCCAACAUAUCAUUGAUAUGAAUGAUAAUAAUAGACAACUAAUUACAUUUAUUGAAAGCACUUAUGAAACAGAUGAACAGCUGAAUGAAAUUUUACACGACGAGAGACGUAAUCCUCAUCUUUUUGAUCUUGCACAAGGUCUUGUCUUUCGAUGUCAUGUCAUUUAUCAUGAACAAAUCUCUUCAAAUCAUAUUCUCUCUGAUAAAGAUGUACUCAUUUUCAAUUUUCAUCAUGCUCUAUUUGAUUUUCCAUCCAUGAAUAUCUUUCUUCAUGAUCUCAAUCAAGCAUAUACAACAGGCCAAUUAUUAUAUGAUGACAACACUACUCUACGUUAUCUUGAUUGUAAAUAUUAA